Molecule: messenger RNA, 3321 nt
Organism: Biomphalaria glabrata
Lineage: Eukaryota; Metazoa; Mollusca; Gastropoda; Planorbidae
Product: coiled-coil domain-containing protein 146-like
Exons: 20
Coding region: 114-3128 (1004 amino acids)
Cellular component (GO): cytoskeleton
Source: RefSeq, a predicted model, not a curated record
CUGUUACUGUAGAUCGUAAUAAUACUAGACCUAUCUAUUAACUAUUAUCUAUUACUAAAUUUAUAUUGGAUUAAUAGUAAAUAAUUCUGAAAUUACCAUCAUAAAGUGUCACCAUGAGUGAACAAGACACAGAUGCAAGUGGAACUGAAGAUGAGGAAGAAAAAGAAGAGGAUAAAGACAUUGAUGAAUCAGAAGUGAAAGAUGCUGUUGAGCUAGAUACUUCAGGAAAAGUUUUAACUGAUUCUGAAAUAAUAAAGAAAUAUCAUUUUGUAGACAGUGAUGAAGAUGAUUUGAACUCUAUCAGUGAUGCAGAGGAGUACUCCCCUCCUAUAGCAGCCCUUCCUCCAAAAAUUUCAAAGCAAGAGGAAAAUCAAGUUGAGAUUUCAUCUAGUCCAGCUUAUCAAUGUCUUGAAGAGCUGUUUCAAGAAGGCAAACUGACAGGCACAAAAGUAGCUUUUCUAAAAGCUAAGUAUUCAGAGCUUCAUGAAACAUUGAAAAGGACAAGAGAAAAUGAAUCAAGGCUUUUGCAAGAAGCAAAGAAAUUCGCUAAUGACCUCGACAAGCAAUGUGAGGAAUUAGAGAAGGGAGACAACUUUCCUGAAAACUCUAACACAGAGGUCUCAAAGAUGCGAGAGCAGUUGUUAAAAUAUAACAAUGACCUCAUUGAAGCCGAAGAUAAACAGUACCAACUGGAAUAUAAAAUUGAAUGCUUGGACGAGGAAAAGAAAAUCAUCCAAAGGGAAUAUAGCAGAUUGCCUAAACAAGGGGAAAUAGAGAAGAAAAUCAAAGAACUUCAGAAUGGUAAUGAAGAAAUGCGUAAAGAAGUUCUACAAAGACAGAAUGAAGUGAAAACAUUAGUGGAAGAUUUGGACAGGACCAAUCACCAAAUAGCUCAUGAUAAGAAAGAGUUUGAAAAAUUAACAGAAGACAUGGAAAAACUGAAAGCAGAGUUAGUCCAGAUCAACUUUGUCCCAGGACAGACAGCCAAAGAAGCAGAUAAAAUUUUACGCCAGAAAAACUCUAUUCAGUCCCAGCUUGAGGCAUUAGAUGCUGAGUACAUGGAGAAACUUGAGAUUAUAAACAAUAUGGAAGUUCAGCAGAAGGCACUGAAAGAUGAAUAUUUUGAGGCAGAAACUAAAUUAAAAUCGCUGAGAAGUUUAUUAAGUGAAAAAGAAAGAGCCUUUGCAACUGUUGAGAAAGAGUAUGAGCAUGCCAAAGAAAGAGAAACAAUGCUUAAUGGAGACAAAGCAAAUCUUGAUAUGAAUCUACGUCACAUUCAAAUGGAAAGAAAGAACCUUCAUGAUAUCUACACAAGGAAACUGAAAGAAAAAGAACGAGAUAUUAGGAACUUAAAAAAAGCUGAACUGCAACUGAAAGUAGCAGAGGAAAAUUUGAACCACACAAAAUCAAUUCAUGAAAAAGUCAAAUCACAAGUCGCCUGUUUGCCUAAAGAUGAUGGCUCAACGGUGAAGAAACUGGAGGAAUUACAGAAAGAAGUUGAGCAAGCAAAGAGAGCAUUGGCACAACAGAAUUCAUUGACUGCAGUGGAGCAUGUCAAACUAGAAGCAAGUGCUUUGGAAGAACAAAACCUCCUGUAUGAACAAAGUGAUCUACGUAUUGAAGUCGUGGAACUGACAAGACUGGCUGCCAUUAAGGCUGAUGAAAGAGAACAGAAAGCUCGAGAUUUUAUGCGAGCUGAAAUGAAAUAUCAUAGAGCUGUGGAAGAUCUCAAAACCAAACAGUUGCAAAUUCAAGACCACCAAAAGAAGUUCCAGGAAAUGCAAAUCAAGCUAAAUGAGUUUGCCAAGCUCUAUGAUGUGAUCAAGAAUGAAAGAAAUAAAUGUGUCAACCUCAUACAGACUUCAUCACAGAAAGCUGCAGAGAUGAAAGAAAAAAUCAAAAUAUUGAAUAAUGAGAUUGAGAUACUUAGGACAGCAGUCAUGUUGAAAGACAAAGAACUACAGAAGAACAAACUGAAACGCAUGAAUGCCAUUGUCAUGAGAGACUCCCUUCGCAAUGAGCUGACCAAACAGCAGCACCUGGCAGAGGAGAUGAAAGCCAAGAGAGACCAACAGAAGGUGGAGCUUGGUAAACUGAACCUGUUGAUUAACCAGGGAGAAGAACAAAUGAACAAACUGAAAGAGAGAUUUGAAAACAAUGUGAAACACAGAAAUGAGAGGGGAGUUAAAUUGAUAGAGAGAAAUGAGGAAGUCUGUGUCUUCUAUGAAAGAGUUAAUAUUCAAGAUCAAAUGGUCAGGAAUGGGGAGGUGGAGUUGAAAACUAAAGAAGAGGAGAUCAGGUUUUUACAGCUUCAGAAACAAGAAAUGAAACGAUCAUUGGAACUACUAAGAAAGAAUGUCCCAGAGAAACUGAAUCUGGAGAAGGAGCUAGUAACAUUGCAGAUUCAGUUGGAACAAUGCCAAGACAGGAUGCUGGCCAUGGAGAAAUCUUUAGAGAAUCCUUAUGAUGAAACACGAGUUCGACAACUAACAGGAAUAGAUCCCUCACCAGGGGAGAUUCAUAGCAAAGUUGAAGAGUUGGAAUUGAGGCUGGCUGAGAAAGAAGAGCGUCUGUUAGAGAAAGACUUGAUAUUUGAUCAAGUGGAGCGGCUAGUCAGUCGUAUCAGCAACAAAGCUCAAGCUGGAAAAGAUGACACAUUAAACCUGGCUAAAAGUGUGAAUAACAUUCAGGCCAGGUUGAAAGAGACCACACGUAAAAUGAUGGCCCUGGUUUCAGAGCUGUCCAUGAACCAGGCCCAGGCCAUGAAGCUCCAGCAGGAAGUCAAGGAGAAGGAAGCAGAGCUGGAACAGUGCUACAUCAGAAUGGAAAAAGGGGAUGCCCCCUCACAAGAGAUAGAGCUGGAGUGGGAGAAGAUGAUGAGAGACCUGGAAAGAAAGAUUGAGGAAGUGGAACUCAGGAGACAGCUGGAAGCUGAGGAAGAACAGUAUAAACUAGCUGGAGGUGUAUACACAACAGCUGUGCCACGCCCAAAUGCUUACAUUCCAGAGGAUGAAUCUGAGCUCCCCAUUCCUCGGCCAUAUGGAACCCAAGCCCCAUUCAAGCCUUCGGAAACUGGUUCAUCCAUGAGACACAUUAGGAAACCAGUGCCAAAACCUAUUGAAAUAUAAACUUUUACAUAGCACACAAGUAUUUCAAAUAUCACCCUAAAAUAAAAUAGGCAUAUGGUUUGCAUGCCUGAGUGAGUAAUUGUCUACACUCUCUAUGGGAAUUUAACACUUAGCUAUUUCUUUUCAGUUUAUAUGCAUUGCAUUUUAUUGGAUUUCAUGAUCAUUUCAAUGUGAAAUAAAGUUUUGAACCCAU